AUGGACCACCUCGUCUCUAGAGUCAAUGUAUUGGUCUGGCAGCUACGCGCAAGGGUCAAGAAGUACGCAGACAUACAGAGAAAUAUUCGCAACGAUAUUCACCUUUUCACUCAAAACGACCAAGACGUAAAAUGGAAAUUCGAAACAACCCGGCAAUACUACCUCGACCAUCUGAAGAUUACGGUGGUGGAACUACGUGAGGCGAUAAGUACGUCUGAUAUUGCCCUGCCAACCGUCGACUUAGACACCGAGGAUAUUAUGAAGAGAGUCAGGCCUAUCACCGAGAGAUACCUUCGACGUCUCGUGAGUGAAAAGGUUAUCACGACGAGUGAUAUGGAUUGUAUUAUCGUUGGAAAAUACUCGAGCGUAGAGGAAUUUCUCGACGACAUGACUCUGAAUGUCGAAUCCAUCGGCGUGAGUUCAGAGGGAAUUGUUUCUGGUGAGUUCUCCUACGCCGCUAUCGCGAGUUACGACGAAAAUGGGUUCUUCGUAGGCGACGAUAGAACUAAUCAAGCCGGCGCAGAGAAUCUUACUCAGCCGAGUGAGCCCGUCGGCCCUAGCAGUGAAGAUAUGGCUUCUCCCACCUUUGAAAUGUUGCCGCCAAGUGUACCGUUUUCCUGGGCGGACGACGAGGAUGAGGAUUUCAACAUUUAUGAACCUCCUAUUCCCCUAGAACGACAGUCUUCAACGCUUCCGGAGCCGGCUCAGCAAGAAGAAGAAGAAGCUCCUCCCAAAGACGACGACGACGACACACUCUCAGACAAGAGUUCGGUAUUCGAUUUUACGGUAACAGAACCUGAAGGAGCGGGACAGGCGCCCGAGCCACAACAACCUUCCGAAGCAGAGCAGGAAGCACAAGUCGAUCCCGAGGAACUUAGCGACGCGUCAGAAGAUCAAGAUGAAUUCCCCGUCCAUAUUACGCCUAAGCAAGUUAUUGAUCUAACUUUCCGUACCCUCUCACGAAACCCCGAUGGUACGUACACGCCAACCGAAACCAAUGAGGUCCUGGAUAUUUGGCUCGAGGACCAUGAUAUGUGGUACUGGCAGUACGAGGUCGUUUUCGCUGCUUCGUUGCUCGCGACCCAAUAUGAAGAGCAAUUUCAAGAUGCUAGGAAGGCUUACAAAGCCGAUCCCUUCGCCGACGAUUAA
This is a messenger RNA of Hypoxylon trugodes, 1149 nucleotides long. RefSeq lists its product as uncharacterized. The transcript has a single exon. NCBI's taxonomy places the organism in Eukaryota, Fungi, Ascomycota, Sordariomycetes, Xylariales, Hypoxylaceae. The record is from RefSeq and is a predicted model, not a curated record. The coding region runs from base 1 to 1149 and encodes 382 amino acids.